GGAAGUGUGGGAAAAUUGACUACUUCAAGGAACAACAAUAUACUAGUCGCUCAGGACAAUAGAAACGUUUGGCAGCUUAAAGUGCCUCAAACGUGCCGAAUUAGAUCGCGAUCAGCAAGUCCAGCUAACAGAAGGGUGUCUUAUUUAAUGGCAACUGAAGGAAUAGUUUCCUCCAAUACACUGCAGUUACAGUCGAAAGUAAAUGAAGAGGACAAUGGUUUAACUAGUUUCCAAGACAAGAACAACGUUUUUGAUACUGAAAAGAAAAAAAACAACGAAACAUCGUCAUUUAAAAUCAAACGAGAAGAUAGUUUAGAAGAUGACGAUGAAUACGAUGACGAAUGCUUAGAGGAUUUUAAUGAGGAUGUAAAACGGCUAAGCCUAAAAAGAAAAUGUUCUGAAGAUUUAGUUGAGAUUGAUAAAGAGGGUUACCUCAAACGUAAAUACACUGCUACACAUGGACGGCGAUCUUGGAAACGUGUGUUUGUUAUUCUCAAAGGUCACAUUUUGUACAUAUGCAAGGAGAAGCCACGUGAGAUGGUAUCAAGUGGACCUGAUGAGAAACCAAUCAGCAUUAAAUCUUGCAUUGUUGAUAUUGCUUAUGAUUAUCGCAAAAGGGAAAAUGUAUUCAAGCUAAUGACGUACAACGGCUUGCAAUAUUUGUUUCAGGCAAGAGAUAGAGAUGAUAUGAUGUCAUGGAUUAGGUUCAUUCAAAGAAACAAUAAUCCCGAUGAAGAUACUUGUGGUAAAACUAACGCAGAUCUUAUUGUCAGGCGAAAGAAGAACAUGGAUGUUGAAAUCUCGAGCCAAACAAACACAGCUUUGCCUUCUUCAGCGCCAAAAACUGGCGGAAUUAAGAAAAGCUUGUCGUUUACAAGGGGUUCAAGCAACCGGGCUUCGCUUAAAAGUAAAAAAGCUAUGGAAGGUGAUGGAAACAAAGGUACAUGGCACAGUAAGGUUGUUAAUAAAGUGAGGAGAAUUGGAAAUACGACAAGUAAUGUUAUUCCACCAUAUCAAGCUCAAGGUUGCUUAUCUUGUACUUCACUGGAAGAAUGUCCUAAAUCAAAAUUGAAUUCGGCCCUGCCACUACUUGUAGAACAUUGCUGUAAUGUUGUUGAAAGUAAGGCUCUUGAGUCUGUGGGUAUCUACAGAGUUCCUGGGAACAGUGCCAUGGUUUCAUCAUUGGAAGAAGAAUUAAACUCUAAAAGCCCGGAAGAAAUUCAUUUUGAGGAAACGAAAUGGAAUGAUGCGAACAACAUGGCCAGUCUUCUCAGAAAUUUUCUUCGAAAACUGCCAGAGGGUCUUGUGACAUCUCAACUUUAUGAAAAAUUUAUCAACGCCAACCGAGUUGAGGGCAAAGAUAGAAUGUUGUCAUUGAAAAAAUUGACUCAGCAACUGCCCCCAGCUUAUGGCGAAACAUUGAAAUUUCUCGUGAGGCAUUUGAAGAAAGUUUCAGAACACUCAGAAGUGAACAAGAUGGAAGUCAGAAAUCUUGCGAUUGUGUUUGGACCAACAAUUGUUAGAACUGGCGAAGACAAUAUGACAACAAUGGUUAAUGAUAUGUCUGAUAGGUUUCGAAUUGUUGAAAGUUUCAUUAACAAUUUUGAUUGGUUCUUCGAUGAAAAACCUGUCGCUGCUGAAAAUGGUUCAACAUCUCCAAACUGUCCUCCAACUGAGGUAUUGUCACCUGUACUUGUAUCCUCUAAUGCAAUGAACUCAAUUGAACAGGCAGCAGUAAAUUAUUCUGAAUCCGAUUUGACAUGGCGUAAUAAGGGUGGAAGCUUAAAAUUACCAACAUUCAAGAAAUUUUUACGACAACAAAGCUCGGACAAUUCUAAGACUACUGGCGUUUCCAAAAAGACUGAGACGACUCAGGAACAUGUAAUGACAAAUGGCAAAUGUUCACCAGUUGAUGUAUCUCCGCGUUACAUUGGUACUUCACAACCAAAUUCUCCAACUUUGGGAAGACGUAAGUUUAUAAAAAGACAUCACUCCAGCUCAAACAUUGCCAUGACAGAAGCCAACGACGAUGUUGACUAUAACAAAUCUGAGGGUGAAGACGAAGAGAAUACGUUUACUAAUCGGGCUUACCAUUCCGCUAAAGCGUAUUCUUACGCUAGGCCCCCACCUCCAUCGUAUAGGGAGGCGCGAAAUAAAACUCGCGGCCCCAGUAACUUACAGCUAAGUUAUAAUAACAAAGAAGUACCUUCGGAAAACGCUGAUUUCAACUCACUUAGUGAUGAAACGAAGCGACGACUUUUGAGUUUUACUUUACGAAACAAGGUUAACGAGAAAAAGAUGAAACAAACAGACGAUGUAGUAGAACCGAUUGAAAAUCUUCGCAAAGAUAUGAUAAACAAAAAAAAUGGAAGCCCUUCUCAAGGCCCAAGUAAUGCUUCAGACGAUAAUUCUGUUGUCAUUGAACCUUUGUUGUCCCCGAAAGAGGCAAGAAAAAGAUUUGAAACAAAUUUUGUCAAUAAUCAAACAUCUGCUUGUGAGGUACCUUCAGCUAAAACAUUUUCUAGUGACGCUGUUAGAAGACGCGAUGGAUCCACGUCAAGUUCUUCAAGUCGAAACUUUAAAAUAUAUGCGAAAGGCGAUUUGACGAUUAGUCAUUGUCAGCAUCAUCAGAUAAACGAGUGGAUGAGAGAUUUGGCGAUAACUGCCGAAGGAGGCAGCGAACGCGGACGAGUGCGAGCAAAGACCGAAGAUCUAAGUAAAAUAUUACGAAGAUCUUCGAGUGUCGCUCGUUCAUCGUUCACAGAACGUGAAGCUUUUGUUGUAAGACGGAGAAGUUUAUCCUGUCAAGACAUCAAUGUCGCUGAUGAAGAAAUAAAAAUUCGUGAAAAAACUUUAAGUCAAGGAAGUGAUUCAACGUUAUCGUCAAAUGAAGGAGAUGAUCCCAUCGAGGCAUCUUCCAAGGAGUUUGAUGAAAAACUUCGUGGCUUAAUGCAGAAGCUGGAUAGCAAAAGUAAGACUGAGUUGCUACAGGUUGGGCAAGCUUCUCAAGCUUCAAGCUCACCCAGCUCGCGCAAAAUCAAAACAUCCGUUGAAAAGAUGAGAGCCCUGGAUCCUAACUCGAAUAUUCAGUCGGGAGCUGUCAGUUCAAUGAAAUAUCGCUUUGAAUCUGGUGUUACUCAACAGCAAUUUGGUAAAGUAAGAUCAUCAUCUCUCAGUUCUGGCUCUUCAGCUUCAAUAUUAUCCACUGAUACAUAUAGAAGGUCAACUUCUACAAUAAGUGAGGGGGAUGUGAAAAGAAAGGUUUGGGAAACAGGACAUGUAAAAUCAGGAGAAAUGAAAAAACUAUGGAAGGAGCCGGAGUGGAUUGCACGAGAAAGAGCAAUGAAGAAUUUGUAUAGUGGCAGUGAUUCAUCUAUUCAAGAUGAUAAUAACAAUUAUGUAUCAAAAAGAAAGCAAUUCAGUACAAAACCUCCAUACGCACGUAGCAUGUCUCUUCCAAUUAGAGAUUUAGAUUAUGUUGUCAAGGGUGUCACUGUUGAAACAACUCAUCCAUCUAAUAAUGGAGUUCUCUCACACACCAAGAAAAGUCGUACUCCUGAACAAAAUGUUGGGGCAAAUGAACCUACCCAUCGCAAAGUUACUAACGUGACUUCGGUAGAGUAUAAACCAGAUUCCCCCACUUUAACUAGAAACCGUCGCGUGUCUAACUCAAGCGAAAGUAAUCACAACCCAACUGCAAGAACGUCUUCAAAAAGUAUUGUGACACAUGUUUCCCCUGGAGAGUACAAAAAAGAUCAUUCUACAUCCGGGAAAGAUGUUGAAAUAAACUAUAAAAAGCCUAUACAUAUUAAGGAAGAUGGUGGAUCGGGAGUGCACGAAAACAAGUCUGAAUUUAAGCGUAAGUCAGAUUUAAGCAACGGCCCAACAGUCGAACCAACGUCUUUAAAUGAGAACAAACAUCGUCAAGUAGAGAGCUUAAAUCUUCGGCCUGUAAACCCAAAAUCACAUGAUAUUUUUCAUUCAGGCAAACGAGCUGGAUUGAAUUCCUCGAAAAGAGAAUCUGCCGUAUCAAACUCCUCUGUUUUAGAGGAACAUGUUAAGACAAGCGUCAGUCCACGUCGACGAAUCGUGAGCGAUACGAAUCAUGGUGCAUUGCCUGGACAUCGUCCGGUUGGACGAACUUUUACCGCUCCAAUUCUUGGAGCAAAAGUAACAACUACUAAUGCUAUAGAACUUGCUGGAUUUGCAAUCAAACCAGAGAAAAUAGAUCGUUCUAAAUCACGGUUAGUUCGCCGCUCAGAAAAGCAGGCUGUUGCUGGUACGCAGGCUCAAACGAGAAAACCCUCUUCGAGUGCAUCUGACAAUGUAGCACAUUCAUCGCUUACUAUACCUGAAAAGCUCUCUUCAUCUGCAUACGGUAGCCCUGGUAUUCGUCGAAAAACUACCGGAUUAACAGUACCGGAGAUUGACGAGUUGAAGCGCUUAUCAACAGACAGGACAUUGUUAGAGCAAAAUGCGUUACAUAUAAAAGAACUCUUGGACGAAAUGAACUCAGAGCAUUCUUUGAAGAUGGAAAGGCAAAAGUCCGACACAAUCUCUAUAAGUGCACAAAAGGCAGCUAAGAAGAAAACUAGAUUACGAAGACGUUCGCUUGGACAGGAAAGAGAGAACACAAUGGGUCUCCCCUCGCGUGUUUCCCACGCAAGUUUGUUGAACGAACGUAAUCGAGAGGAUACUUCAAGAAAUGUUACCACUGUGGAGUGGGUAGGUGUUAGCGGUUGAGUUGUUUGAAAUUUUCAUGUUGAUUACUGUAAAUCAAGGAAAAUCAAGAGGAAACCACGAAAUACAAGAUGUACUUUGAAAUAGCUUCAAUUAUCGUGUUUUCUUAUUGGAUAGUUAAAAACUACAAAAAUUCUGUUUAUCCGAGUAUUUUUAGGGUUGUGUUGAAUCAACAUGUCAGGUGCAUAAGCUAGUAAGCACAUAUUUUGAUCGUGGUGAAUUUAAUUUGUUUGAUUUUUAGUAAAUUUUUAAAUUUUGUUAUAUUUCGUUGUAUGCAUAGUAUGCUAUGGGUUGUAAAUAUUUAUAAUGACAUAUUUAAAAUUUAUAUAUAUCUAUAUUCUUAGUUUCCAUGUAGUCAUGUAUCGUUCAAUAAACUCUCUUUGUAAAGAACAA
Xenia sp. Carnegie-2017 is the source of this 5133-nucleotide messenger RNA. RefSeq lists its product as uncharacterized. Bases 148 to 4743 code for a protein of 1531 amino acids. NCBI's taxonomy places the organism in Eukaryota, Metazoa, Cnidaria, Anthozoa, Malacalcyonacea, Xeniidae. Gene Ontology annotation, biological process: signal transduction. Gene Ontology annotation, molecular function: protein binding; phospholipid binding. The record is from RefSeq and is a predicted model, not a curated record. The transcript has 21 exons.